AUGAUGUCCCUUGCUUCUUGUGAGUCAUCCAAACUUGUCCACAACAAAAAAUCUCGUUCUACAUGUUUAGCGCCAUUCGAGCCCCAGUAGCAUAAUUACAAUAUCGAGAACUGCGUCCGGCCCCCGGUUAUUUCCAUGUUUCAUCAUUGAAACAUAGCUUCGAGGUUGAAGGAGCGCCCGAACCUUAUUAGUGACCUUCCCCGAAUCUAAUACUCAUUUAGCUGUGAACGCCGAAAGGAGUGGGAAGCCAGGGUUAAGUAUAGCCAAGGACCCGCAUGGUGCUCGACGGUUCCACAUUACAUUCGAUCCUCGAGAAGGAAAGUGACCCUUACGAACUUUGCUAGUGCACUACCAUGUCCACUGCAACCAAUGUGAUUCUCCCCGGGUACCCUACUCCCUCAUCACAGGUCCAUUCGCCAACGUAUACCGCUGCUCCUCGGGCUCAUGAAUACCGUUUAACUCAUAAUACGCGUCUAAAUCCCAACCGGUCGCCGCGUGAAUUUGUAAAACAAUCUAGAAAUGGUGGCGUGAGUCUUCGGCUCGCAGGCCAGGAUGGCCACCUCACACUUCCUGUCUAUGGUUAUGGCGCAUCUGUGGAGGGUACCCUCGACGUCCACAAACGAGAUGGUAUCACGAGUGUUGAAGUUCAAAUCGAAGGUACCCUCUUGAUGGAAGAAGUGGCCGAAGGCGGGGCGGCGAACUGCAAACUGUUUCUCAACAAGACAAUUCUAUGGGUCAAGGACAGAAUUUACGAAUCAUCAUGCCCGCGUUCGCUCCCAUUCAGUCUCCCUCUUCCAACCACUUUUUCGGACGGCGGAAAAACCUAUCCCCUCCCGCCAAGCCACGAGUCCCACCUAUCCGGCCUGCCUGGAUUUCGCGCGAGGGUAAAGUAUAGUAUAAGCGUUAUUGCUGUGAAACCAAACAUCAUACCACAUGCAGUCAAGUCAUCCUUGUUGGGGGGCGGAGAUUGGACGAUUUCGACUCCGUUUGAGUACCUUCCUCGCACUCGUCCAUCUUCCGCAUUACCACCAUCUCUGGUUUUUCCGACUUUGAUUCACGCAAAUCAGGGAGGACAGGAUAUUAUGGUAAAGUUGUAUCUCCCAGCCAGUCGAACAUUCUGCAUGCACGAGCCCAUUCCUUUCCACGUUAUGUUUUCGUCUUCAGCAAUGUCUCUUGCUGCGUUUAUGCCUUUGGGACCGGUGGUAACCACGCCUCUGAAAACGCAGCACACAAAAAUACAGUUGUUGAGGCAGACGACUGUCGAUGUUCGCAAUGCUUUGAUACUUGGCACCCGCACCGAUAUCUGGAGAGUCGAUUGUAUUGGCGAAGGUGCCUUCAGACACGCAGGUGACGGUGCACACUGGCUUGCAUUCUCAGGAGAUAUUUACAUCAGCCCUGACAUCAAGGUCGGAGGCUUCAAGGCGGGCGGUUUUUCCAUCAAGGAUUGUGUAGUCCUGACCAUGACUCCGCCCGACCUCUCUAAAUCACCUUUCAAGGAACUGCGGCUCACAGUUCCUGUCCGACUUGCGACGGAUCCCUGCCCAAGUGGAUUUAGCUCUGCCGGAUUCAGCGGACAAACUGGUCCUCCAUCGAUAUCUUCCUCAGAUGAAUUUGGGAUUAUUCCAGAACUCAGCUAUGGCUCAUGAUGACCCUGUGGUUUGCAAUCAACAUUAAUGACAUUUACAUGCUGCGCCAUAGAUAUCAAUUGACGCUAUCGCUAGCCGAGUUUCAUGUCAUUCUUUGCGUCAUACAUUCCAUACACGUACGUAGGCGUUUUGAUGGACUUGAAUUUCCAAGAUACCGAGCUGAUAAGAACGUCGCCCAUAAUUCACAUGUACGUCAUUUACCAGGGUAUCGGCGUUGAGUUCCUUUCCAUCACAUGCCCAUGUCCGUCCAGCUAUUCUAAACAUCUUAGAAACCGCAUA
Suillus subalutaceus is the source of this 1925-nucleotide messenger RNA. RefSeq lists its product as uncharacterized. The record is from RefSeq and is a predicted model, not a curated record. Lineage: Eukaryota; Fungi; Basidiomycota; Agaricomycetes; Boletales; Suillaceae. The transcript has 9 exons. The coding region runs from base 354 to 1646 and encodes 430 amino acids.